Molecule: messenger RNA, 1393 nt
Organism: Moneuplotes crassus
Lineage: Eukaryota; Ciliophora; Spirotrichea; Euplotida; Euplotidae
Source: the annotation of a GenBank genome assembly
AUGUUAUUUAAGUCAAUAAAUCCUAAAAAUGGUCAAAUCCUUCGUGAAGCCAUUCCUUUCUUUACCAGAGAAAAACUUGAAGAAGUAAUCGACGCUUCUUAUGACGCGUACUUGGAAUACAAGGAUGUGUCAGUGCAGGAGAGGCUGCAGAGAAUAGCUAGCUUAAGGGAAAAUCUUGAGAAGAAUGUAGAGACUUAUGCAGAAGCACUGACGAAUGAGAUGGGGAAGACUUUGGUGCAAGCGAGAGCGGAGGUAUUGAAGUGUGCAGAUCAUUGUAAGUACUAUGAGGAGAACACUGAAGAAGUAUUGAAGACAAAGCAUAUUGAGACAGCUAUUAGCAAUUCUUAUGUUCAAUAUCAAGCUACAGGCCCUAUACUGAUCAUUAGUCCAUGGAAUUUCCCAUUUUGGAUGCCAUUCAGAACAGCUAUCCCACAGCUUGCUUUGGGAAAUACAGUUCUGUAUAAGCCAGCACCAAAUUGUUCGUUAUCUGCUGAGCUUCUCGAGCAAGCAAUGGUAGAUUCUGGACUUGGAGAUGCUUUCAAACUCCUCUACUUUGACACAGAAGAUACAGAAUUUAUUCUCUCAAAUCAUAAAGUGCAAGGAGUCGGAUUCACAGGUAGUACUAAAGCAGGAAAGAUUAUAGCAUCUAUUGCUGGCAAAUAUGUCAAGAAAUCUUUGCUUGAGUUGGGAGGAUCUGACCCAUUCAUUGUUCUUGAAGAUGCUGACUUAGAUAAAGCAGCCCAACAAGGCUGUAUCUCUAGACUCAUCAAUAAUGGGCAAGCAUGCAUCAAUGCUAAGAGAUUCAUUGUCCAUGAAGAUGUGUAUGAUGACUUUAAAGUCAAACUCGUUGAUAACUUUGCCUCUAAGACAGUUGGAGAUCCACUAGAUGAAUCUACCAAUAUUGGACCUCUUGCCAGAGAUGAUUUGCAUGAGAAUCUUAGACAACAAGUUAUCUCAGCUGUUGAAGGAGGAGCUACUGUUGCUCUAGGAGAUAUGAGUCGUUUAGAGAACCCAGCAGUUGCUGAGGAAGGAUACUAUUUCCAUCCAAUGGUUCUUGAGAACAUUACUGAAGAAAACCCAAUUUAUAGACAAGAAUUGUUUGGUCCAGUCGCAUCCUUGUAUAAGGUAUCCAGCCUUGAAGAUGCUGUUAAACUUGCAAAUGACUCUAAUUAUGGUCUUGGAGGAGCUGUUUUUACUGAAGAUCUUGAGAAAGCUAAGAGCGUUGCAUCUCAGAUUGAUACAGGAAUGAUGGGGAUUAAUUCAUUCUGCAUUAGUGACCCUAAGCUACCAAACGGAGGUGUUAAGGAAAGUGGUAUUGGAAGGGAAUGCUCCCAUGAGGGUCUUCUCGAAUUCGCAAAUAUCAAAUCAGUGUCAAUUCCAAAGUAAUCAGCUU